Colletotrichum truncatum is the source of this 561-nucleotide messenger RNA. RefSeq names its product fungal specific transcription factor. Lineage: Eukaryota; Fungi; Ascomycota; Sordariomycetes; Glomerellales; Glomerellaceae. The record is from RefSeq and is a predicted model, not a curated record.
AUGCCGAACGUUCCACUUUGUGUGAGUGCAUCUCGUGCAGCUAUUUUGCUUUUACAUCAACACCCAAGCCAACAUCCUUUUACAAUCCACUUGCUCUAUCAGGUUUCUUGGAGCGUUGACAUACUCUUUGUCAGCAUCCUCCAGAAUAGGCUCAGCCCGCAGGUUUACAAAGAUUUGGAGCUUCUAGAGACCGUGGUUCACUUUUUUGAGACUUACGAUCCCCAACACGAGACUGUGCCAUUGUAUCAUGUCGUCAAGAGCCUAGCAUCAGUGGCAUCCUCAGUUCUACAAAGUUCUCGAAACUCGCCAGCGAUACUACCAGAAAUGCCGUUACAAGAGGAAGUGCCGCAGCAAAUGUCGCGAGAAGAGAGUGGUUUUCUUGCAGGAGACACCUCUUUGGUAUUUGAGAAACCUUGUCUUGCGGGUGCCAAUCCAAACUUGCAGAGCGCUACCCCUACCCUCAACACUUGGGGUCUUCCAAUCGACUACAAUCCAGAACUUUGGCACUUUGAGUAUUUGGAAGAUGAGUACUUCACGGAUGGAAAAUUAGGCACACUUUAA